Musa acuminata AAA Group (dessert banana) is the source of this 586-nucleotide messenger RNA. RefSeq names its product dehydrin Xero 1-like. Gene Ontology annotation, biological process: response to water deprivation; response to abscisic acid; cold acclimation. Lineage: Eukaryota; Viridiplantae; Streptophyta; Magnoliopsida; Zingiberales; Musaceae. Gene Ontology annotation, cellular component: cytosol. The record is from RefSeq and is a predicted model, not a curated record. The coding region runs from base 61 to 423 and encodes 120 amino acids. The transcript has 2 exons.
CACACGGAAGAAGAGGAACCGAAGCUUACGUCCGACGAGAGAAGAUAGGCGAGGAAGGGAAUGGAGUAUACGAGGGACGAGUACGGCAACCCGAUCCGCACGGACGAGUACGGCAACCCGCUGCCGGUGAACCAAGGGUAUGGAAUUGGCGCCGGCGCCGCCACCAAGGAGCAGCACCACUGUGGCGGCACCGGUGGUCUUCACCGCUCCGGCAGCUCCAGCUCGUCUGAGGACGAUGGGCAAGGGGGUCGGAGAAAGAAGAAGGGAUUGAAGGAGAAGGUCGCGGAGAAGCUGCCGGGUGGGCACAAGAGCGAGAAGGGGCACAAGGAGCCGGAGACCGGCACUGGCACUGGAGAACAGCACGAGAAGAAGGGAUUGAUGGAGAAGAUCAAGGAGAAGCUGCCCGGCCACCACAAGGAGUAGAUCAGCUGACAUUGUGGUCGUAAACUUAGCCGUUUAUUCCUUGUGUUGUGUUUAUGUUAUUGUCUACAUCUUGUAAGAAAGUAGAAACUGUUCGUCUCCUUCCUGUUCAGACGUUUGGUCCUCCUGAAGUUUAAAUUUAGAGGUUACAUCCGUUUCGGUAUUA